AGGUAGUGUUUGGAGCCGCGAGCCAAGAGAGAAACCGUGUGACCCGAGUCAAACACGGUGAGGCUGAAGCAGGUUGGAACCGUUCAGCACUGACACAGCGAACCCGUAUCCCAGCACAUACCCUGGAUAUGGCUACGUCUAUACUUGGGGUGAGUCUGGCUUUGGAUUUAUGCGUAAAAGUUGUGCGUAAAGUUUCUACUCUUCUCUGUAGUUUGCUGCCCUCAUGUUUCCAAGAGUGUUUUAAGAUUUUAAGAAACUACCGAGUUAUCAGACAUUUCUUUGUUGUUGUUUUUUACCUCUACUAAAUGACUUUUUAAAAACUGUGAAAUACUCUUGAAGCUUUUCGGCAUCUCCAGCACACCCGAAACUUUGUAAAAAAAAAAAAAUAAGUUCCUAUUUUUUAAUCGCUGUUGUCAAAGCAGAAACGUGACAGAAAUAUAAGUUACUUUAACGUUCAGUACUUUGGUUCUUUGCUUUUUGAACCACACAUAUCUCCCUGAAAACACACAUUUUACUGUUCAAGUCAAACUUUUUUAAAACAACAAUAAAAACAGUUGAUUUAAUGUAUUUUUGUUUAAAGAUAGAUUGUAAACAACUUACAUCUUCCAGUCAAAAAUCCAGAAUAAAUCUUAAAUCCCGUUUUUCUGUCAUGUUUUUCAGGAAGAGCCAAGGUUUGGAACUACACCUCUAGCGAUGCUGGCUGCAACUUGCAACAAAAUUGGCAACACCAGUCCUCUUACAACUUUACCUGACUCGAGCGCUUUCUCCAAAGGUGGAUUUCACCCGUGGAAGAGAUCCUCCUCCAGCUGUAACCUGGGGUCUAGUCUGCCCGGCUUCACGGUAGCGACGAGCCGCGCGUCCUCGGGAUUAACACCGACCAGCGGCACCGGCAACAGCGCCUUCUGCUUAGCCUCCACCUCCCCGACCUCCUCUGCGUUUUCCACAGAGUACAGCGGGCUGUUCUCCAACUCGGCGAGCGUCACCUCUCAAGAGUCCGGGCAGUCAGCUUUUAUCUCCAAAGUCCACACCUCAGCAGAGACUCUGUAUCCGCGCGUGGGGAUGGCGCACCCAUACGAGUCGUGGUACAAGUCCGGUUUCCACUCCACUAUCUCUGGAGAUGUUGCAAACGGUGCGUCCUCGUGGUGGGACGUCCACACUAAUCCCGGCUCCUGGCUCGACGUCCAGAACCCUGCAAGCACCCUCCAGACCUCACUGCACUCCGGGACGCCUCAAGCCAUCCACUCCCAGUUGAGCGGCUACAAUCCGGACUUCUCCUCGCUCACGCACUCGGCGUUCAGCUCCACGGGGAUCAGCCCUUCCGCGUCCCACCUCCUGUCCACCAGCCAGCACCUGUUAACGCAGGACGGCUUCAAAACUGUCAUCCCCACUUACACAGACGCUUCCGCUGCAAACGCCAUGAUUUCUGGGGGCAGCUCAGGAAUAAGUAGCUCCUCCAGGUCAUCCAGGAGGUACUCCGGCAGAGCAACAUGUGACUGUCCGAACUGCCAGGAGGCCGAGCGGCUGGGACCCGCCGGGGCCAGCCUUCGGAGGAAAGGACUCCACAGCUGCCACAUUCCCGGCUGCGGUAAAGUGUACGGGAAGACCUCUCACCUGAAGGCGCAUUUGAGGUGGCACACCGGCGAGCGGCCUUUUGUCUGCAACUGGCUUUUCUGUGGCAAAAGGUUCACGCGGUCAGACGAGCUGCAGAGACACUUGCGCACCCACACCGGCGAGAAACGGUUCGCGUGCCCGGUGUGCAACAAGCGCUUUAUGCGGAGUGACCAUUUGAGCAAGCACAUCAAAACGCACACGGCCGGAGGAGGGGGCAAAAAGGGCAGCGACAGUGACACCGACACCAGUAACCUGGAGACCCCGAGGUCCGAGUCACCUGAACUUAUUUUGGAGGGGGUGAAUCCCAGAAUCACUGUAAAGGAUCCGUCUCCUCACGACGAGCCCUAAUGAGACUCCUCCAAAAAAAAAAAAAAAAACAGACUUUAAAAAAAACAAAAACAAAAAAACUGCACAGCGUUAAAAACGGGUCUUAUCUGACGAACAAUAAGGGAGAAAAUAUUCCAAGAAGCGUUUGCUAAGUCUUAAAAAAUAUCCUCCGCAGGCGUAUUUCAUGCGUAAAUCCAUCAAAAGAAAAACAGAGAUUUACUGUGGGCCUUUGGGGAUUUUUAAAGGGACAACUUGAAAAAUGAAAGGAUGUUUGCUUUGCGCGCAACCUGUUGAACUUUGGUUGGACAAUGUGAGUUCCAUCUUGUAUAUUGGCCACUAAACUAUGUGUUCUUUUCAUGUAAAUGUUAGGCUAUGAUUGUUUUAUUCGUGUUGGUAUAUCCUGGAAAUCAGGGAGUUUACUUUCGACGCACUUUGUGGAUAUGUAUGUACACAGCUUUUUCAACUUGGGUUAACCAUUUUUAUUUCCUUUGCUAAAAAAAUAUCUAUAUAUAAAUGUUUACCUGUAUAAAGUCACACGUAUAAGACUUUCAUUUUAUCGUAAUUAAAACAUCUCCAAAACGGCUGUUACUGUGUGAUGUAGAUUUUAUGUUUCGUUUUAAUUAAUUGUGGAGAGAUUUAAGAGAGAAAUAUUGAAUUUUAAAAUUUAUUUGAGAGCUGACCGAGGGCUAUUUUUCUUCAAAUCACCUACAACACCUUGACUUUGACUAUUUCCCCUGUGGAAUAAAUCAAUGUUUAAUGCCCCGGAAAGCAACAUUUCCCGGCCAAAUGAAAAUCUUGUUAAAUGGUAUUAAUUAUGACUUGGAGCACAUCGCAGCCCCAUGUGUCUUGUAUUUGCGAUUAGGGAUUCGUGUCUUAUCAAAUAUCUAAUUAAUCUCCGAGACAUCUUUUGUUCACUUUCACUUUAUCUGGGGGUUUUCCGAGGGGGUUUGAUGACAAAGGUCCCUGAAUAUUUAUUCUAAUUG
Molecule: messenger RNA, 2921 nt
Organism: Xyrichtys novacula (pearly razorfish)
Lineage: Eukaryota; Metazoa; Chordata; Actinopteri; Labriformes; Labridae
Source: the annotation of a GenBank genome assembly